AAAUCUUGCUGGCCGGUUCGUGAUUUCCUGCACAUUUGGAGAACUUCAGCGGAACCAGCUGAAAACCUAUCUUGUCAUCGGAAUUGAUUGUCUCAAAAUUUAUUGUAGUUCUUCAAAAUGGGAAGAUAUAGCAGGGAUGCGGAAAAUCCGUCUCAGAGCUGCAAAGCUCGUGGCUCUGACAUGCGAUGCCACUUCAAGAACACCCGAGAAACCGCUCAUGCCAUCAAGGGAAUGACUCUGCGUCGUGCCACAGCGUACCUGAAGAAUGUUAUCGCGAAGAAGGAAAUUAUUCCUUAUCGUCGAUUCACGGGACAUGUGGGACGAAAAGGCCAGGCUAAACAAUUCGGAGCGACCCAGGGACGUUGGCCAAAGAAGUCUGCCGAGUUCCUUCUCAGUUUGCUGCGGAAUGCCGAGAGCAACGGCGAAUACAAGAGCUUAAAUGUGGAAAAUCUUGUUAUUGAUCACAUUCAAAUUAAUCGUGCGCCCAAAAUGAGAAGAAGGACGUAUCGCGCUCACGGUCGCAUUAAUCCUUUUCUGAGCUCCCCAUCCCACAUGGAAGUGAUCCUGGUCGAGAAGGAAGGUAUCGUCCCGAAGCCAUCUGCCGUCGCUGAGCCCAAGGCCAAGAAGAAGGAGUCUAAGAAGAAGCAGGCCAGAAUGAAGGCUCGCGAACGAGAGUGAUCAUUUUUUAAAUAGCUGGCCUGUUUAGUUUAGGCCGAUGUUCUUCGAGAUGGAUUUGUGAGUUCAUGCGCUAUUCUAAAAGCUCCAAUAAAAAUGUUUAGUAAAA
Paramacrobiotus metropolitanus is the source of this 784-nucleotide messenger RNA. RefSeq names its product 60S ribosomal protein L17-like. The transcript is spliced from 3 exons. The coding region runs from base 118 to 678 and encodes 186 amino acids. The record is from RefSeq and is a predicted model, not a curated record. Gene Ontology annotation, biological process: cytoplasmic translation. Gene Ontology annotation, cellular component: cytosolic large ribosomal subunit; ribosome. Gene Ontology annotation, molecular function: structural constituent of ribosome. Lineage: Eukaryota; Metazoa; Tardigrada; Eutardigrada; Parachela; Macrobiotidae.